Oncorhynchus kisutch (coho salmon) is the source of this 3965-nucleotide messenger RNA. Its product is annotated as forkhead box protein J1-A-like. Gene Ontology annotation, biological process: regulation of transcription by RNA polymerase II. The coding region runs from base 257 to 1711 and encodes 484 amino acids. Gene Ontology annotation, cellular component: nucleus. Gene Ontology annotation, molecular function: DNA-binding transcription factor activity, RNA polymerase II-specific; RNA polymerase II cis-regulatory region sequence-specific DNA binding. The record is from RefSeq and is a predicted model, not a curated record. Lineage: Eukaryota; Metazoa; Chordata; Actinopteri; Salmoniformes; Salmonidae. The transcript is spliced from 3 exons.
CUUAGCCGCUGCCACUGUUAUAAAGACCUGCUUUUGAGACGUUGAAUUGAACAAGCGCGCAUCAGAGCGCCAACGACAUCUCGAGGUAUUUUUUCAUACAUUUUCAACAGGUGCAAAUCCUCAAAGCUAAAGUGAGAUUAAUAAUUUAUCAAUUGGCCAUUUGGAUUGUAAGGUAUUUUCUCAGCAUUAUAUCAGAUCAAGGCUGUUGUCUGGUGGUAUAGGGGGGAGCUUUAGCCAUCGGAGCGGAGGGAGGACCAUGCUGUCUCUAAGCUGUGCAGACCCCUGGCCCGAGGGCUCGGUGGGGCUGGAGGAGGAAGUGGUGACUGCCGCUGCUCAUUCUGAGGAGCUGGACCUGGACGACAGCUCAGCCUCAGCAGGCUCCAGCAGCACUGGGGGCUCUGACAACCUGGAUGACAGCCUGACCAGCCUGCAGUGGCUGCAGGAGUUCUCUAUUCUCAAUGCCAAUGGGCCUCAACAGGCUCCUCUCUCCACUCACCACCAGCCUCACUUCUUCGGCCAUCAGCAGCUGGGCUCCGAGGCUCCCGCUUCCCCUCUGGCUGGUGACCCUGCAUCCAUAGGGAUGCCCCUCACCCCAGGCAAGCCCACAGCAGCAGCCUAUUGUAGGAUGCAGUCCCUGUCAGCCCUCCCUAGCCUGGUGUCCCAUGGUCACUGCCCUGAUGAGGUGGACUACAAGACAAACCCUCAUAUCAAACCACCUUAUUCCUACGCCACACUCAUCUGUAUGGCCAUGCAGGCCAGCAAGAAGACCAAGAUCACCCUCUCCUGCAUCUACAAGUGGAUCACUGACAACUUCUGCUACUUCCGCCAUGCUGACCCCACCUGGCAGAACUCCAUCCGGCACAACCUGUCUCUGAACAAGUGUUUCAUCAAGGUUCCGCGGCAGAAGGAUGAGCCAGGGAAGGGGGGCUUCUGGGAGAUCGAUCCCCAGUACGCAGAGCGGCUCCUCAACGGGGCCUACAAGAAGAGGGGGAUGCCCCCUGUCCAGAUCAACCCUGCCCUGCAGAACAGGCUUAGGGCCAACCCCCAACCCCUGCCCAGGGGCCUCUGUAACCCCACAGGCAGCCAGAGUGGGCUGUGUGUCAAUCCAGAGGCUCAGCAGCUCCUCAGAGAGUUUGAAGAGGCCACUGGAGCCGACCAGAACUGGGACCCCUGUCUGGCUGAAGGCACCAUGCUGGGGGCAUGGCCCAUGAGAAAGGGAGGCCCUGGACACAAGAGGAAACACACACUGGGCUCCAGGACUGCCAUGGUCAAAGUCCCCUGGCGCUCCAGCUCUCCUUUGCUGUCUGUGGAGGAGUAUAGGGAACUGGGCUCCCUGAAGGGGAAUUUUGACUGGGACGCCCUCCUGGAUUCUGCGCUGAGCGGGGAGCUGAGUCUGGACGGAGGGGGUCCACUGAGCCCCAUCCCCCAGGAGGAGGACCUGAUGGUGCGGGGGACCCACAUCUGCCCCCUGGAGGCCCCCGCGGGGACAGCAGGCAGCAGCCACGUGCUGGCGGAGACCCAGAGGAGCAGCGGAGCAGACUUUGAGGAGACGUUCCUGGCCACAGCAUUCCUGCAGAGCCCCUGGCCAGAGGAAGAGGAGCAGGGAUCUACCAACUUCCUGUGCAGCUCCACAGUCAACCUGGAGCAGCUCUUUGACCUGGGAGACUCCCUUGGAGGGGACCUCAGCAGUAAGAUAGAGUAUCUUCUCUAAAGACAUGUUCUCCAAUUCUUUGGCCUUCAAGACUCGUUGACUAUAUUGUGAUGAUGACACUACUAGAUUAUAGUUUAAAAAGAGAGGUACCACAUGAACUAAAUGGACCUUUUACACAUACACGUUUUUAAGAUUUCUAGAUUAUGUUUUUUGAAAUUGGUACAAUAAUGGAUGACAUCAUUAAUACCUACAGAGCAAAAAUGCCACAAUGAACUGCAGUAUUCUAAAUGAUUACUGGACAAAAACUAUAUCAAACCUACUGUUGGGACCAUGACAUUGGAUAAUAGACAUUAUCAAUAAGACUUCGCUCACAAAGAGAAACAAAAUAUUCCUGUCUGAGGACAGGAAAACCACCAAUAUGUCUUUGUUUACAUUCUGAAUAUAUAUGUGGUAUUGAAUGGAUUGCAGGUUGACAUGGAUAGAGGAAUUGUCAUCCAGGCACAAGGCGAGCAACAGAACAUUGGAAUCGACAUUUUAGAAAUGUACAUUUAUUUUGCAUUAGAUGAAAUUACAAAGUAAGACUUUACAGUGACUGUACUCUUUGAAAGUUAUGGACAGUUUCGAGAUGCAAGGCCAAUAGCUAAUGAUGAGUUGAGGUGUUGUACCUGACAGUGAUGCAACGUUUUAGCUGCUUAAGAAUAGUUGGUUUAGCAUGCUGAAUAUUUCAUAAAGGUUUAGAUGAAUCCACCUCACAGGGACUACUAUUAUUUGUUGUGAAGAUCUCUGGAAUGUAUGUAUCAGACUUCAGGAAUUUCGGUCCUGUACUGAAUUUUCUACUGAAAUGCUGAAUGAUCUGACUUUUAACGCUCUGUGGAUGCAUUUGGAUGAAAUUCUGAAAAUAGUGUCUAUUUAAUAUCAAUAUACAAUAUCUGUAACUGAAGUGAAAGGAAUACUAUGAUGAUCAAUGAAGAGAUAUUUGCCAAAUUACGACUAAUUAGAAGAGUUUUUAGACUUAAAAUAGUUUUAUGUGUGGGGUUUUCUAUAAUGACUACUUUCUGAAUGAAUUAUUUGAAUAAUGAGCUUUUCACUUUAAAUGUAUGCAGAACAAUUUAAAACAGGUUGUUUUUAGCAAGCUUAGGAUUGUCAUAUUAUCAGCAGAGUGUAAAUGUAUAUUUAAUAAUCAUUAAUUCAACACAUUUCAGUGAGUUAACCAGUUACAGAGAGCAGUAGAGGACAGAUCUGGAUGUCGUAAAGACAAGUUCAUUCCAAUGCAGAAUAGCUCAAGGCAAGCUUCUCCUUUGCAAAGGUUUCAGUGGCUUGUCAAUGAAUACCCGACCUUCACGUUAGAUGUGCAAAGAACAACACUUGGGACCAGAAGACCAGCAGUGUUAGAGGCUGUGUUUUCACCAAGGAAAGCUGAUGGAGACCUAUUGGUCAACAGAAGGACACAAUGCAAAAAAGAUGACAUAAACAAGCAGGAAUUACAUGAACAAAUGUUGAGUUAUGAGAUACUCUCUUGUUUUGUUUCAAGUCGACCUUUACCAGGAGAUUGCUGUCUUUCCUCUGGUCUUACUAAACCAAAUCACACGGUUUCAAGACAUGAGUGAGUCUUAAAGGUCGACUUAUGGCACAAAAAACAGUACAUUUUCAAACAGAAAUGGGGUGUACCUUUGGUGGUUCGUCGAAGUGUCAUUCUUGUCAUGCAUGCCGCAACCGAUGUAGACAGUUUGUUAGCUAAGAUACCCACUUUAACUAGCCAGUAACUCCUCCAGUGUGUUGACGUCAUUUCACAGGAUUUGUGUUUGGAAAGAAGCUGUAGAGGUCGAUAAGAAAUGGCCCUUCUGUAACCAAAUAUCUUAUUCAUAAAUUGUGGUUGUGUUUUUACCCAAAGUCGACCUUUAACAUGUAUAUUAAAAUGUGCUAAUAGUCAUUAUCUUGCAGAAUAACUACUCCUGGUUUAUUAGUGUUGUAAAUCCACCAUGAAGUGUGAAAGUGCAAUCAAUGUACAGUAAGUGAUACUUGGUCUAUUUUACAUUACAUUGAAGGGUAGUAAUGCAGUGGACUUCGUCAGACCCAGUUCAUGGUUUAUUGUGGUACGGUAUGGAUACAUUCUGAUGGAAGGAAAUUCCUCCUUUAAAAGUGAAUUAACUACUACAAUAUUUUGUCAAUUAUGUAUUAGCUCUUCCAAAACACUGGUCAUCCAAGUUGACCCUAUUGGCAUCAUACCUCAAGAUUUCUUUUUAUGGAGAUAUGCAUUCAUACUCUGUUUAUUUUUCUGUUUUUCCUUGACAAUAAAAAAACCUUCAAACUUGAA